UCCAAAUGCUAUUGUUGAUAUUGCUCGUUCUAUUUGGAAUCGUGUGGGAAUAUUUAAAAAUUAUUUUAUCACAUUGAAUAGAGUGUAUUUUUAUAACCCAUUUGUGAUGGGACCGUGGGGUAAAUUUGGAAAACUUCAAAAUACCACCGAUUGGAGAGAUUUAGAAAAUAUUUUUCAAAAUCUAAAUGGAUAUCCUGUAAGGACAUACAUAUUUCGGUCUGUAUAUUCCGAUUUGGUUUAUGAUAAGAAAACAAAUCAAAUUGAAAAAGCUGAAGGAGCUGAUGCCGAAGUGGCUUAUGCGAUAGAGAAAGUCAUCAAUUGCAAGUUGAUUCUCCAAAAGCCAGAUGAUGAUUUUUUUGGAUACCAUUUACCAAAUGGAUCUUAUAGUGGAGCAAUUGGCAAAGCGAUUCGAUAUGAAACUGAUCUUAUUUUGACUGGUUUCUUUGUCAAGGACUACUAUGCAGAUGAUAUGGAAUUUUCAGUUACCGUUUAUACUGACAAACUUUGUUGUUAUACCAGCAAAGCCGAAAGGAUUCCACAAUCGAUUCUACCUCUAUUUUCUGUCAAAGUCGAUAUGUGGGUUGGAUUUAUAGGUGCAUCUUUUCUAUGGUCUGGAGUUUGGAUGUUAUUUCGAAAAAUCAACUUGUGGAUCAAUAGAAAACAGGGUCGACAAAUACCCAAAGAGCUUAUAAAAGUCAAACGGCCUUAUUUACAAAUAUUUACUGACACUUUGGUUGUAUGGGUGAGAGAAAAUAUUAAUCAAUACCCACCAUUUUCAUCCGAAAAAAUAUUCGUUAUAUCUUUGUGUUUGGUCAGUGUUAUUUUUGGAGCCAUAUUCGAAUCAAGUCUUGCAACUGUCUACAUUAAUCCACUUUACUACAAUGACAUCAAUACUAUGCAAGAACUUGAUGAAUCUCAAUUAAAGAUUUUAAUAAAACAUGCAGCAAUGAAAGAUGACCUAUUCUAUGGAAGCAGUUCGAAAAUGUUUCAACGCUUAGACAAUAAACUUAUUAUUGUUAGCGAUAUGAAAGAAAGAAUGAUUGAUGCAAUGUCUAGAAAAGGAGGUUUUGCAUCUGUUACUAGAGCUUCUUCACUUUUACUUGAUGAUAUUGAAUACAUUUUAUCGAAGAAGAUUCAUCAGAUUCAAGAGUGUCCCAAGAAAUAUCGUAUAGCUUAUGCGUAUCCUAAGGAAUCACCUUUUAAGGAGAGAGUCAAUGAUCUAUUGUCACGUUUUCUCAAUGCUGGACUUAUUAACCAUUGGAUUGAGAUGAUGCUUCACAAGGCUAAGCUGGGAGUUCUUAAAUCACCAGAGACUCUCAGAGUAAUGGGUGGUUAUACGUGGAAGGUCCUGACAAUAAAUGAUCUUCAAUUAGCUUUUUAUGUUGUUUUAGGAGGAAGCUUUAUAUCAACCUUUGUUUUGUUAACCGAAAUUUAUAUUGCAAAACGCUCAAGAAAUCAAUAA
Molecule: messenger RNA, 1462 nt
Organism: Episyrphus balteatus (marmalade hoverfly)
Lineage: Eukaryota; Metazoa; Arthropoda; Insecta; Diptera; Syrphidae
Gene: Ir100a
Exons: 2
Coding region: 107-1462 (451 amino acids)
Source: RefSeq, a predicted model, not a curated record